Molecule: messenger RNA, 993 nt
Organism: Mya arenaria
Lineage: Eukaryota; Metazoa; Mollusca; Bivalvia; Myida; Myidae
Product: M-phase inducer phosphatase 1-like
Exons: 5
Coding region: 1-993 (330 amino acids)
Biological process (GO): positive regulation of G2/MI transition of meiotic cell cycle; positive regulation of G2/M transition of mitotic cell cycle; G2/M transition of mitotic cell cycle
Cellular component (GO): cytoplasm; nucleus
Molecular function (GO): protein tyrosine phosphatase activity
Source: RefSeq, a predicted model, not a curated record
AUGCCGCUCAGACUGAGACUGUUCGAUGACGUCAGUUCCGGAUUCGGUGACGACUGCGAGACUUUCCCUGCUGAACUCGAGGCCGUAUUAACGCCAAGAGGCCCAGGGAACAAUGCUUUCUGCUGGGGAGACAAUCAUGGACAAGACACGCCUUUAUCGAUUGAAAUUCCCGCAAAACCGUUCAUGCGACACCGCGAUGUGUUUGACGUCAGACGCAGCCUCUUUUACGGAAAGCGAUCUGCUGACGAAGACCUUACGGAAGAAACACCGAAACAUUCAGUCAAAAGGGCCAAAGACGCUUCGGGUAUAACGCAAAAAUCCAACGAGUGUUUAAAUAUCGGGAUCAUCAAUGCGGUCGAAACGCUUGGGAUCAUCAAUGCGGUCGAAACGCUUGAAAUCGGAAAUGACAUGAUCGCUGAUGGGUCAGGUGAAUACACACUUCCGACAAUUCCCGGAAAGCACAAAGACCUUACGGCCAUCUCGCCGGACGUGAUGGCUGACGUAGUUCAUGGAUGCUUCAAUGACGUUAUUGGUGACGUCACCAUUGUUGAUUGCCGGUACCCUUACGAGUUCGAGGGCGGGCACAUCAGAGGGGCUGUAAACAUGUACACGAAAGAUGAGGUCAACAGCUUGCUUCAGAAACCUGUAGCUGACGGCAAGCGUCACGUGCUGAUCUUCCACUGUGAAUUCUCAUCAGAAAGAGGGCCUAAAAUGUACCGGUUCCUACGCGCGCAAGACCGAAUGUUGAACAGCGACAUAUACCCGCGUCUCAACUUCCCGGAAGUGUACCUACUCCAUGGCGGAUACAAGGCCUUCUUCAACAAGUAUCGGGACCUGUGUGAUCCAAUCAGCUACAAACCCAUGUUGCAUGAGAACCAUGCGGCCGACCUUCGUCACUUCCGAGUGAAGUCUAAAUCCUGGACGGGGGAGGACGGCAAACAGACGACAAGUAGACGACACCGCAGUCGUCUAGGCCGCCAUCUUAGUUUCUGA